This is a messenger RNA of Mollisia scopiformis, 647 nucleotides long. RefSeq names its product Non-heme 11 kDa protein of cytochrome bc1 complex. The transcript has 4 exons. The coding region runs from base 51 to 464 and encodes 137 amino acids. NCBI's taxonomy places the organism in Eukaryota, Fungi, Ascomycota, Leotiomycetes, Helotiales, Mollisiaceae. Gene Ontology annotation, biological process: mitochondrial electron transport, ubiquinol to cytochrome c. The record is from RefSeq and is a predicted model, not a curated record.
UGACCUUCCACCGGCCUGUCUCCCAGAAAGAGAGAUUGAGAUCGUGCACGAUGGGCUUCUUUGAUACUUUUACGGACAUUCUGGAGGCGGCGCUGCCGUGGGGUGAGGCUCGGGCGGAGGCUGCUGAGCCGGAGGAGAAGGAUGAUGAGAAGGAAUCUGGAGAGGAAGGCAAGGAAGACGAGGAAUCCAAGGACGAGCCCGAAGAAGCAGAGGAAGAAGAGGAAGAGGACGAGCCAGAGACCGAGGAUCCUAAGGAGAAGUUCGAGGAGGAAUGCAAGGAGUCAAAGCAAUGCUCACCAGCAAAGCACCACUUCGAUGAGUGUGUUGAGCGAGUUACCGGUGCCGAUGAGGGGAAGCCAGUGGACAAGAAGCACCCCAACGAAGACUGUGUUGAAGAAUUCUUCCACUUAGCUCACUGCGCGAACCAGUGCGCUGCACCAAAGCUCUGGGCUGCUCUCAAGUAGAGUCUUUGGCCUUUCAAAUCGACAAUAUCUGCAAUUCAUUGCCCAGACAUAGAUGAUGUGAGAGAUGGGGGAUUGGAGGAUCGUGGUUGUACAAAUUUCUCCCUCGAAUCACCUUUUUUGUACUACCGCAUAAGCAUCCCUUUUGAGCGGUUCUGCAUGUAGUAUAGGAAAAUUCAUAGACGG